Messenger RNA from Oxyura jamaicensis (ruddy duck), 5024 nucleotides. It is a transcript of the gene GABRA2, whose product is annotated as gamma-aminobutyric acid type A receptor subunit alpha2. NCBI's taxonomy places the organism in Eukaryota, Metazoa, Chordata, Aves, Anseriformes, Anatidae. Gene Ontology annotation, molecular function: inhibitory extracellular ligand-gated monoatomic ion channel activity; transmitter-gated monoatomic ion channel activity involved in regulation of postsynaptic membrane potential; GABA-A receptor activity. The record is from RefSeq and is a predicted model, not a curated record. Gene Ontology annotation, biological process: regulation of postsynaptic membrane potential; signal transduction; synaptic transmission, GABAergic. The coding region runs from base 206 to 1573 and encodes 455 amino acids. Gene Ontology annotation, cellular component: synapse; neuron projection; dendrite membrane. The transcript has 10 exons.
UAUUUAUUCUGGGGGGGUGGCGUUCCGUUGCGGACGCGAGGCCACCGCAGCCCCCCUGUCAGGAGCGGCCGUUUCGGCAGGGUGACUUGCAUCUUCCCUGCCCCCGCGCCGGCACCGGGGCCGGGGGGGGGCCGUUCCCUCACCCUCCCCAUCUGAAGCCCCCCCUUCCCACCCCGGCUGCUCCCAGGUUUUGCAAAGAGGAGCAAUGAAGAGGAAGCUGGCACUCUCCAAGAUGCAGUUGGUUCUUCUCGUUUUAUUGGUGUGGCUACCAACAAGAUCAGUGCUGGCUGACUCCCUGGAAGAUGAAGCUAAGAAUAACAUCACCAUCUUUACAAGAAUUCUAGACAGACUUCUGGAUGGUUAUGAUAAUCGUCUUAGACCUGGAUUAGGAGAUAGUAUUACUGAAGUCUUCACUAACAUCUAUGUGACCAGUUUUGGACCUGUUUCAGACACAGAUAUGGAGUACACAAUAGAUGUUUUCUUCCGUCAGAGAUGGAAGGAUGAGAGAUUAAAGUUUAAGGGCCCAAUGAAUAUUCUUAGAUUGAACAACUUAAUGGCCAGCAAAAUCUGGACACCAGAUACAUUUUUUCACAAUGGGAAAAAGUCAGUGGCUCAUAAUAUGACAAUGCCAAACAAGCUUCUACGAAUACAAGAUGAUGGAACUCUCUUGUACACCAUGAGGCUUACAGUCCAAGCUGAAUGCCCAAUGCACUUGGAGGACUUCCCUAUGGAUGCUCAUUCAUGCCCAUUGAAAUUUGGCAGCUAUGCAUACACAACUUCAGAAGUGACAUAUAUUUGGACUUACAAUGCUUCAGAUUCAGUACAGGUGGCACCAGAUGGUUCAAGAUUGAAUCAGUAUGAUCUUUUAGGCCAAACAAUUGGAAAAGAGACAGUUAAAUCCAGUACAGGUGAAUAUACAGUAAUGACGGCUCAUUUUCACUUGAAGAGAAAAAUUGGUUAUUUUGUCAUUCAGACUUACCUCCCCUGUAUCAUGACUGUCAUUCUCUCUCAAGUGUCAUUCUGGCUGAACAGAGAAUCUGUACCUGCCAGAACAGUCUUUGGAGUAACAACUGUGUUGACAAUGACAACACUGAGCAUCAGUGCUCGAAAUUCACUCCCCAAAGUAGCAUAUGCAACAGCUAUGGAUUGGUUUAUUGCUGUUUGUUAUGCAUUUGUAUUCUCUGCAUUAAUUGAAUUUGCAACUGUAAAUUAUUUCACAAAACGAGGAUGGGCCUGGGAUGGAAAAAGUGUAGUGAAUGAUAAGAAAAAAGAAAAAGCGUCUGUCAUUAAGAAAAACAAUGCCUAUGCAGUGGCUGUUGCCAACUAUGCUCCAAAUAUUACCAAGGACUCAGUGCUACCAACCAUCUCCAAGAGUGCUACAACUGCAGAACCCAACAAGGCAAAACCAGAAGCGAAGCCACAGGAAGCAAAGAAGACAUUCAACAGUGUUAGCAAAAUUGACAGAAUGUCUAGAAUAGUGUUUCCUGUCUUAUUUGGUACUUUUAAUUUAGUGUAUUGGGCUACAUAUUUAAACAGGGAGCCUGUCUUACUUGGCUUUGCGCCAUCAACCUAAAAGCUGAAUUGCACUGAGGACUUAAAACAUCAUUCUAAUCAGAUAGGUUGUUCGCUAUGUACAGUACGACUAAUAACUGCUAAUCUGUGAACCAUUAUGUACAGAGUGUAUAUAGAUGUCUUAUCUGUGUAUCUCCAAAGGAGGGACACAGUGUUAAUUCAUGGGUCUGUAAACAGAUACCACCCAUGGCGAAUAUAGCCAGCUCUUUAAAAGUUAUACCCAGGGGAGUUCUGUUAAACUACAAUUCAAAUAUACAGAAUUAUAUUCUCUCCAUACAAUGAAAUGAAGAUAUGAUCCUACUUAAUUAUUUAGGAACAGUAUUUUUUUAAUUUAAAGUUAAGAUAUUUUUCUAUAAAGUACCUAAUUCUACUUUAAUGAAAUAAGCUGUCAUUUAAAAAAGUGAUUUUUUUAAAAAGGGUAUAAUUGUUUCGUACAAUAGUAUGAAACAAUGUACAUGUACCCAUGUACAUAAGAGUACAGAGGUCGUACAGUUCUAUUGUUCACAACCAUUCUGGAUACUAGUUAGGCUGAAGAAAUAGUAAAGGCAAAAGCCACAAGUUUCUUACUUCUGUCCUGUUUGAAGUUGUUAAUAAACUAUUCCAAUUGAUUUCAGGGAAAAGUAGGUGUUAAUCAAAUUUCUAAUAUCAGGCAACUUCCAGUCAUAUUCUUUUCACUGUUUUCUUUAUAUGAUGUUGCUAAACCAGGUUGUCUGGUUCAGCAAAGUUGGAUUUUUCUGCUUCUUGACUUUGUUCUUAAUUAUAUUAUUGUCGGGUUCAUAAAAGCACUCAAAUUUUGGGGGAUUAAGUUUAUCAGUAAUAUAAUAUACUCUUUUCCUUGCUUAGUGAUAUGCUAAAACCUGCCAUUGAAAGAUUUACCUGUGUUUGUCCCAGAAAGCAUAUUUUUCAAAGGAAACAAGCAUUCAUGAUUUAAGUUCAGGAAAUUGUCCAUAUGAAUAAAAUUUACUGCUGCUUUUGUAAAUUGCAACUUUACAUUUCGCUGACAUAAAUUUCCAACAACUUUGUAUACUAGAAAUGAUUUUGCUAAGAUUUGAAUGUUAUUUUUUUAAUAAAAGGUCAUGCAUCAUCAGUAGGCAUCAAUUGUAUUUCAUAUAUACGAUUAUGACAAAAUUGGAGCUGCCAUUUGCAAUUUUAUAUGAACAUUUAAUAUUGAUCAGUAUAUAUAUAUUUUUUUUCUUCUAAGCCUUUGCAAACAUUCUUUAUGCCCCUAAAGGCCUGGUAAAUUAUGACGUAAGUAAUAACUGUGUACUGUAUUUAGAUUUUAGUAUAUGUGGCCAAUCCAAAAUAUUUUGAUUCACACAUACAUUAGCAGUUAUUAGUUGACCUUUAAAAAAGAUACACCUUUAUGAUGAUGUCUUCUAGUAGAGACAUACGUAGUCGUAUAGUGUCAUUUAUUGCAGUUUUGUACAGUAUUUGAGUAUAGUGCAUAAAAUAGGUAUGUUCAGAGUUUAACAAAGUUGUACAAAUAUUUCUAAAAUCAAAUAAAAGAGUAUCUUAAGACAUGGAAAUGUGCUAAAAUCAACAAAGAGAAACUGCUUUCAUUUGCUGUUUUAUUUUUUUGAUUUUUUUUUGCUUUUAAUGUGGUUCUGUUUUGUACUUUGUGUGACAGUAUAGAUGCCAAGGUCACAAAUGCAUUUUAAGAACAGAAUUAAUAGUUAAGACAGAGUUGACAUCAACAAAAUAAGUCAGCAAAAUAAAGGGAGAAGCAUUGACAAGGUGUGUAUCCCUUUAAGUCCCUCUAAUUAAACUCUCAGAUUGAACCUUUCUCAUCAACAGUAGUUAAAAAAUGAGCACUUUACUUAGAACAUUAAAAUAAAAAUAUCCUUAUUUUCAUAUAUAAUUAUAUAUAUAUGUAGAUCUUCCAUGUAAUAUGGAGAUGCGUGCAAUAGUGUGAUUAUGAGCAUAAGGCUGGAAGGCAAGCAAUAAAAUUAAAAAAAAAAAAAAAAAAGGUUCUUUUCAUGGUAUAAUUAUACAUUUUUAAAAUGUUUCACUUGUAAGUUUAAAAUUUUCCCUUUAAUGCCACAUUGUCCAGGUAUGAAUAAAUAUAUAAAUAUGUACAUAUGUACAAAUAAUUGUAAAUAUUAGAACUGUAGAAAAAUCCUUUCACUUUUAACUCUGUUUUUGGCAAAGGGCUCUGAAUGUAUAGUUUAAUGGAGGCCCAUGCUUAACUGCUCUUGGACUUGAGUAGCUUACGUUUUCUGUAGCUGAGGUCUGUGACCUAGUGCGAGUUCUUACGUUCAGUUCACAUCAGCAAGAUUUAGGGACUCUGAACCACAAUGAACUUGGGAAUGAGAAAGAGGUUUGUGUUUCACCCUUGGCCACAUCCCAGAUACUCCCAACACUUCACAAUAUUUAAAUAAUGUUGUGCAUUACUCCACAGAUGACACUGUGUAGUCAGCUCUCCCCACUACAAACAUGAGUAUUCUUGGAGGCAUGUUGGAUAACAAUAAGGAAAGAUUUUACAUCCUUAUGUAAGAAUGGGUACCCUGGAUGUGUUUUAACUGUACAAGUCUUCUUCUCCAGCAAGUACUCUUCUUUUCUCUGGUAGAUAGCAUCUGUGUAAUUUUCAACUGCAUGCAAAAAGCAUAUCUUCAGUUUGCACAAGAAGCCUGAUGCUGUUUCAUGUGAGUCAGCUCUGCUGCUACUACUUUUAUUGGGUGCAACUACUUUUUUCUUCACUGACCAUUUUCUCUAUGCUUGUGUUAUGCAUAGAGACAAUCGAGCAAAAGAAUGGGUGCUUAUCACAUGCUAAAGAUAUAUUUUUCACAUACUACUAUAGAAAAAUGAGCAUAUUAUUAUGCCUACUAUACUAUUAUUUAUUACUAUAAAUUCACUCUGUAAAAGUUAAUCAUGUUAAGUAUCUCCAUUCAGUUCCUGUGGGCAUCAGCAAGGUUUUGGAUUGUAUACACUACAGAAGAGGUUUACUGUUAAAUUUAGUUCAGUUGGUCUGCAUUAAAGCAAACUCCUGUGGGAGUUAGGAGUCUGAUUUAUUAUUCACUACCAAAACAUCUAAAAUAAGUAAGCUGGCUACAAAAAAAUUGCUAAUUUUUAAGACUAACAACUGGAUAAGUGAAUUUGAAUGUAAACAUUAAAGUGAACACAAGCAUCAUGCAAGGAACACUAAAAUACUAUAGUUAGGCCUUCUUUCCAUUUAGCAGUAUAGCUAGUCUGUGUGGGAUUUUAAUGCUUGUCUCAGAAAUGUAUAUGCCAAACAAAAAUUUAUUUUAUUUUUAAUAAGACUUGCUGAUAUUAAACACUUAAAACAAAGAGAGAGCAUCAACGAACUAAUGCAAAUUAUCUCACUGUUAGAGAUUUGCACAUGGAAUCUAUCUGUGAAAUUUUUGGUUGACAUAAUAAUUUAUUUUUUCUAUUCUUGCAGGGUGUCAUGUCAUAUUCUAUGUGACUUAAGAAACAAAAAGAAUAAAUGCAAUGAU